Erythranthe guttata (spotted monkey flower) is the source of this 2052-nucleotide messenger RNA. It is a transcript of the gene NIR1, whose product is annotated as nitrite reductase 1. The record is from RefSeq and is a predicted model, not a curated record. NCBI's taxonomy places the organism in Eukaryota, Viridiplantae, Streptophyta, Magnoliopsida, Lamiales, Phrymaceae. Gene Ontology annotation, molecular function: iron-sulfur cluster binding; oxidoreductase activity; heme binding.
CCAUCACCGCCGCCGGAACUAGCUGAAACCUCCACCACCACCGCCUAAACAUGUCAUCACUUUCAGUGAGAUUCCUGGCACCAUCACUGCUGACGAACUCCAGCAACAACAGGUUCAAGAGCACCAGGCUCCAGGCCACCACGCCGCCGCAGACGGCGGCGCCGCCAUCGUCCGGUGCGGCGGAGGUAGACGCUCUCCGCCUGGAGCCGAGAGUGGAGGAGAAGGACGGGUACUUUAUCCUGAAGGAGAAGUUCAGGCAAGGCAUAAAUCCACAGGAGAAGGUGAAGAUCGAGAAGGAGCCGAUGAAAUUGUUCAUGGAAAACGGAAUCGAAGACCUCGCCAAAAUCUCUCUCGAAGAAAUCGAAAAGUCAAAGCUCACCAAGGAAGACAUCGACGUCAGGCUCAAAUGGCUCGGCCUCUUCCACCGCCGAAAACAUCACUACGGUAGAUUCAUGAUGAGGCUGAAGCUGCCAAACGGCGUGACGACGAGUGCUCAGACUCGGUAUCUGGCGAGCGUUAUCCGGAAGUACGGGGAAGACGGUUGCGCUGACGUCACGACACGUCAGAACUGGCAGAUACGCGGCGUGGUUUUGCCAGAUGUGCCGGAGAUAUUGAAAGGGCUGGACGACGUCGGUUUGACCAGCUUGCAGAGUGGGAUGGACAACGUGAGGAAUCCAGUGGGGAAUCCUCUUGCUGGAAUUGACCCACACGAAAUUGUCGAUACGAGGUCGUAUUGCAAUCUCCUCUCUCAAUACAUUACCGCCAAUUCUCGUGGAAAUCCCGCUUUUACCAACUUGCCGAGGAAGUGGAAUGUGUGUGUGAUAGGAUCGCAUGAUCUCUACGAGCAUCCACACAUCAACGACCUUGCUUACAUGCCGGCCACGAAGAAUGGACGGUUCGGAUUUAAUCUUCUAGUUGGAGGGUUCUUCAGCCCAAAGAGAUGCGCGGAGGCAAUCCCUCUCGAUGCGUGGGUCCCAGGCGACGACAUACUCCCGGUUUGCAAAGCUGUACUCGAGACUUUCAGAGACCUCGGCUUUAGAGGGAACAGGCAGAAAACAAGAAUGAUGUGGCUCAUUGAUGAACUUGGGAUAGAAGGAUUCAGAGAAGAAAUAGUGAAAAGAAUGCCACAAUUAAGUUUAGAGAGAGCUUCUUCGGAAGACCUCGUCGACGCCCAAUGGGAGAGGAGAGACUAUUUCGGAGCUCACCCACAGAAGCAAGAGGGCCUUAGCUUCGUAGGUAUCCACAUUCCAGUUGGGCGGAUCCAGGCCGACGACAUGGACGAGCUGGCCCGUUUAGCCGACGAAUACGGGUCGGGCGAGCUCCGUUUAACCGUGGAGCAAAACAUCAUCAUCCCAAAUAUCGCGAACUCCAAACUCGAAGCCCUACUCAACGAGCCCCUACUGAAGAACCGGUUCUCACCCGAGCCGCCCAUACUCAUGAAGGGGCUAGUGGCGUGCACGGGCAACCAGUUCUGCGGGCAGGCGAUUAUCGAGACCAAGGCUCGAGCGUUGAAGGUGACCGAGGAGGUGGGGAGGCUGGUUUCGGUGGUGAAGCCGGUCAGGAUGCACUGGACGGGCUGCCCGAAUACUUGCGGGCAGGUACAGGUGGCGGAUAUAGGGUUUAUGGGGUGUAUGACGAGGAACAAAGACGGGAAGGUGGUGGAGGGGGCGGAUGUUUUCCUCGGAGGGCGAAUCGGGAGCGACUCGCAUUUGGGGGAGAUUUAUAAGAAGAGUGUGCCUUGUGAGGAUUUGGUGCCUUUGGUUGUGGACUUGUUGGUUGAGAAGUUUGGUGGUGUUUUGAGGGAGAGGGAGGAAAGUGAAGAUUGAUUUUUUUGCUUCCAAGAAAAUGGGUUAAAAAAAAGAAAAUUUGCAGUUUCUAACUUGGUUGGAUUUUGGUUGUGAAUUUGAGUACUUAUUAUUUUUAAGUGAAUAAAUUGUUAAUUGGUUCUUAUAAGAUGGGAUGGGAGUAUUGUGUAUAAGUACUGUAUUCUAUACAGCUCACUUUGUAAUUUUCUUCUCAGUUAUAUAUAUCAAAGAAAGAAAUUAGCUUUCA